UCCGUGGAGCGAAGAGCUUUUGGAAGACCGGAUUCCAUUGUGACUCAAGCUAAUUUAGGUCACACAGAGAAACAAGAUGGUGUUGAUCGAGCCAGAGCCGAUGAUCCAAGGAGAAGAUAAUGGAAAUAUUGCAUCCAAAAUGAAAGUGAAGCCGUCGGCAUCAUCUUCAUUGAAAGUCGAAGAAUCGAGCGGAGCAGAAACGGCGGCUGGAAACGUCUCCGAUGGCUUCGAAACCGCCAGUGAGAAGGAUUUGAGCGAUGAAGAUGAUGAAGUAACUGAAGAAAAGAAGCAGCAGAAUCAACAAGAAUCGGAGACUUCUCUGCCAUCAACCAAUGAUUCAAUCGAAGCUGCUUCUGAUGAGAACAAAACUAGUGAAUCUAAAGAGAAAGCCUUGGCUGAAGCUAAUAAUGCAAAAUUGGAAGGCAACACUUUAUUUAAAAGCGCCCUAUAUGAAGAUGCAUUACUACAAUAUGAUCUUGCUCUACAAAUUGCACCAGAUAUGCCUUCAUCUCUUGACAUGCGCUCAAAUUGCCAUGCAAAUCGUGCAUUAUGCUUCUCAAAACUGAUGAAAAAUGAAGACACCGUUAAAGAAUGCACAAAAGCAUUAGAGUUAAAUCCCAGUUACAUAAAGGCGCUGCUUCGAAGAGCAGAGGCUCAUGAGAAGCUUGAACACUUUGAAGAAGCCAUUGCUGAUAUGAAGAAAAUUUUGGAAUUAGAUCAAUCAGAUAGCUUAGACAAGACACAAGCUAGUAGAAAUAUUAAAAGAUUGGAGCCACUUGCUGCUGAGAAGCGCGAACGAAUGAAAGAGGAAAUGAUGGGAAAACUGAAGGAAAUGGGAAACACUGUUCUGGGUCGAUUUGGCAUGAGCGUAGACAACUUCAAAGCAAUCAAGGACCCUAAUACUGGUUCAUAUUCCAUUUCAUUUCAACGCUAGUAACUAUCUUUGCUAAUAUGAAAAGUGAAUCGUUAAUUUUACUCCAGUUGUUUUUUAACAAGUUCUCUGGAAUUCUGCACAUGAUGAAAAAUCUAUAUAUUUUUCUAUUUGAUUA
This is a messenger RNA of Impatiens glandulifera, 1049 nucleotides long. Its product is annotated as tetratricopeptide repeat protein 1-like. Gene Ontology annotation, molecular function: protein binding. Bases 77 to 934 code for a protein of 285 amino acids. The record is from RefSeq and is a predicted model, not a curated record. The transcript has 5 exons. NCBI's taxonomy places the organism in Eukaryota, Viridiplantae, Streptophyta, Magnoliopsida, Ericales, Balsaminaceae.